CUUCCUAUUGCAAAGAUGGCAGAAGUAAAGAUCAGUUUGGUUUGUGCGGUGAUUCUUCUGUGUAGAACAGCGGUAGUAGCUUAUGUGGAGGAUCUGGAUGACUCGUUUAAAGAAAGCAGAAUGGAUGAUGUGUGGCUAGUUGACUUCUACGCUCCCUGGUGCGGACACUGUAAAAAGCUGGAACCCAUAUGGCAUGAAGUUGGCUCAGAAAUGAGAAGUUCUGGUUCUCCUGUACGAGUCGGGAAGAUGGAUGCCACCGCCUACUCUAGUGUUGCAUCAGAAUUUGGAGUAAGAGGUUAUCCCACUAUAAAACUGUUGAAGGGAGACCUGGCAUACAAUUACAAAGGACCCAGAACCAAGGAUGACAUCGUUGAAUUCGCUAAUAGAGUAUCUGGGCCUCUUGUUCGCCCUCUUCCCAGCCAGCAGAUGUUUGAACAUGUAUUUAAGAGACAUGAUGUACUUUUUGUGUAUAUUGGAGGUGAAUCACCCCUCAAGGAAAAAUACAUUGAAGUGGCAUCCGAAUUGAUUGUAUACACAUACUUCUUCUCUGCCUCUGAAGACGUUUUGCCAAAGCACAUAACAUUACAAGAGCUGCCUGCAGUAGCAGUCUUCAAGGAUGGAACCUACUUUCUGUAUGAUGAAUAUGAAGAUGGCGAUUUAUCUUCCUGGGUUAACAGGGAACGAUUUCUUGGAUAUCUGCAGAUUGAUGGAUUCACUUUAUAUGAACUUGGAGAAACAGGCAAAUUGGUGGCAAUUGCUGUCCUUGAUGAGAAAACCGCCUCUGAGGAGAGCACCAGGUUGAAGUCUUUGAUUCAGAGAGUUGCAAAAGAAUACAGGGAUCAUUUUAACAGAGACUUCCAGUUUGGCCAUAUGGAUGGUAAUGAUUACAUUAACAGUCUGAUAAUGGAUGAGGUGUCUGUUCCCACAAUCAUCGUCCUUAACACUUCAAACCAGCAGUAUUUCCUCCCAAAUAAAGCCAUAAACAGCAUUGAAGAUCUCGUUCAGUUUAUUAACCAAGUCCUGGAUGGAACAGCAGAGGCACAAGGUGGUGAUGGAAUCAUUCAGCGCAUCAGAAGAGUUGCAUAUGAUGCAAAGUCAACUGUUGUUUCUGUCUUUAAGAGCUCUCCUAUCCUUGGCUGCUUCCUAAUCAAACUGCAAGAAAUUCUUUCUGUGUCCAGAUUUGAACUUGCCAAUCAUGACUGA
This is a messenger RNA of Lepisosteus oculatus (spotted gar), 1203 nucleotides long. RefSeq names its product protein disulfide-isomerase TMX3. The record is from RefSeq and is a predicted model, not a curated record. NCBI's taxonomy places the organism in Eukaryota, Metazoa, Chordata, Actinopteri, Semionotiformes, Lepisosteidae. Gene Ontology annotation, biological process: peptidyl-cysteine oxidation. Gene Ontology annotation, molecular function: protein disulfide isomerase activity. Gene Ontology annotation, cellular component: endoplasmic reticulum; cell surface.